Messenger RNA from Cooperia oncophora, 492 nucleotides. Lineage: Eukaryota; Metazoa; Nematoda; Chromadorea; Rhabditida; Trichostrongylidae. The record is from the annotation of a GenBank genome assembly.
AUGUCCGAAACUACAGCUUUAAUCGGGAACAAAAAUGGUAACUACAAUUCAAUGGACUACGAUGAUAUUCAGUUCCAUUGCCAUGAUGAACCAAGUAAGGACGAUAGCAUAAAAUCUGCCAAAGCCAAGAAAAUCUUAUGGAUGUCACUUGGAAUAUGUUUUUUCUUCAUGAUUUGUGAAGUAGUUGGUGGUGUGUGGGCAAAAUCCCUUGCUAUUGUAACUGAUGCAGCUCAUUUGCUCACUGAUUUCGCUUCAAUGUUGAUAUCUUUAUUUUCUGUUUAUAUUGCUACAAAACCACCGUCUCAAAGGAUGAGUUUCGGCUUUCACAGAGCAGAAGUUUUGGGAGCGUUUAUCUCAGUAUUCCUGAUCUGGAUAGUCACGGGUGUGCUGGUUGUUUUGGCUAUUUUACGAAUAGCCAACGCGGACUACGAGAUCGAUGCAACUAUUAUGGCGAUAACGGCUGCUAUAGGAGUUUUUGUAAACCUCAUGUGA